This is a messenger RNA of Dendrobium catenatum, 1117 nucleotides long. RefSeq names its product basic leucine zipper 6-like. Gene Ontology annotation, biological process: positive regulation of DNA-templated transcription. The coding region runs from base 231 to 1010 and encodes 259 amino acids. Lineage: Eukaryota; Viridiplantae; Streptophyta; Magnoliopsida; Asparagales; Orchidaceae. The record is from RefSeq and is a predicted model, not a curated record. The transcript has 4 exons. Gene Ontology annotation, molecular function: DNA binding; DNA-binding transcription factor activity. Gene Ontology annotation, cellular component: nucleus.
CUGUACCCCUGCCAUUGUCAUGUGAUCAUUUCUUCUAUCACAUUAGAGAUAGAGAGAGAAAGAAAUCUAGAGAGAGAAACAGAUCUAGAGAGAGAAACAUACUAUGCACGGUGCUCAAAAGAGGAGAGAGAAAGCCAAAUAUCUCCGAGAGAAGAGGCCUUAAGAGAGAUAGAGAGAGAGUUAUAGAUGAAAGCUCUCUGCUUUUCUACAGAGGCGUAGAUUGAUGAAAAAUGGCGCAAUUGCCUCCCAAAAUACCCACAAUUCCCCCUAAUUACCAUCACAAGGGUCUUUCAUGGGUGGACGAGUUCCUCGACUUCACGGCGGCCAGGCGCGGAGCUCACCGGCGGUCGGUGAGCGACUCCAUCGCCUUCCUCGAACAGCCAGAGACGAGCGACUUUGACCGCCUCGACGAUGAACAACUGCUCUCAAUGUUCUCUGAACAGGUGGCGCAGCCGCCGCCGGUGUCGUCGGAUAAUGCUUCUGUGGCGUCGGAUGGUAAUAGUGUUAAUGCGGAGAAGGGCGACGGCGGGGAGCGGAAGAUGAAAAGUGAGUUAGAGGAGGAGCACAGCCAAUGUAUGGAUGGGCGGCCGGCUGAAGGGGCAGCGGCGGUGGAUCAAGCUCCGCCAGCAGCGGCGGCGGUGGCGGAGACGGAGCUGAUUGUGGAUAGCAAGCGGGUGAAGAGGAUAUUAGCGAACAGACAAUCAGCGCAAAGAUCAAGGGUGAGGAAGCUACAGUACAUCUCUGAGCUCGAGCGAAGCGUAACAACUCUGCAGACUGAGGUAUCAGCUCUGUCUCCUCGGGUGGCAUUCUUCGACCACCAACGCUCAAUCCUGACCGUCGGAAACAGCCAUCUUAAGCAGAGAAUCGCUGCUCUUGCGCAAGAUAAGAUUUUUAAGGAUGCACAUCAGGAGGCACUGAAGAAGGAGAUAGAGAGGCUAAGACAGGUUUACCAAAGGCAAAAGCUCAAGAACAUGGCAGCUUCAACGCUGGAAAAUGAAAAUAACAAAUAACCCCUCGGCUGAUCUCUCAAUUGCAAAUUCCAGAUUGUUUGUUGUCUAAGUGCAAAAAAUAAAAUUGCUUUCCUUGUGAUUUGUAAAUUAUUUAUUCUUUUUUCUUA